Molecule: messenger RNA, 1269 nt
Organism: Zophobas morio
Lineage: Eukaryota; Metazoa; Arthropoda; Insecta; Coleoptera; Tenebrionidae
Product: prostaglandin reductase 1-like
Exons: 5
Coding region: 247-1245 (332 amino acids)
Biological process (GO): prostaglandin metabolic process
Cellular component (GO): cytoplasm
Molecular function (GO): 2-alkenal reductase [NAD(P)H] activity; 15-oxoprostaglandin 13-reductase [NAD(P)+] activity
Source: RefSeq, a predicted model, not a curated record
UAUCUCUAAACAUUUACGUGUUUCUAAAAAUAGCUCAACGGUUAUUGCUAUACCUUUCUGUUCGGUUUUGCAUACUCAAAAUGUUGUAUACAAUUUUUUUUUUCCAAAAAUCUGCCUAAACGCCAUGUCAUUAUUGUCAAACAAAAAAUUGAAUAAAUAAUCAAAUUUGACAAGAUAACACCGAUGGAUCGCGAUAAAUACCCCUUAGACCAAGGUAACCCAGGAUAGAAGAAGUACCAACGCAAAAUGGUAAAAGCCAAGAAGUACAUAGUCCAGAAGCAGUUCGACGGUUUACCAAAAUCAACCGACUUGAAAAUAGUUGAGGAAGAAUUGCCACCAGUCAAGGAUGGAGAAUUUCUAGCAGAAGCCGUCUAUUUGAGCGUAGACCCAUACAUGCGGGCCAUGUCAGACAGUGUACCCAUCGGAGAGACAUUCCUGGGAACACAAGUCACCAAAAUAACCCAAAGCAAAAACUCUGACUAUCCGGUUGGAAAACACAUCGUAGCACCUUUCGGGUGGCGCACCCACACCAUAUCCACUGGUGGUCCGUUUCCAAUCGGUUUGCCGAAGGCUUGGAUCAUCCCUGACCCCGAAGGUCUCCCACUGUCUUUCUAUCUGGGUGUUUUGGGCAUGACUGGCAACACGGCGUACUUUGGCUUCCUGGAAAUCUGUAAGCCCAAACCCGGCGAAACCGUGGUGGUGUCGGGCGCCGCCGGCGGCGUGGGCAGCAUCGUCGGCCAAAUCGCCAAAAUCAAGGGUUGCAAGGUCAUCGGGAUCGCUGGGUCCGACGCAAAGGGUAAAUGGUUGGUGAACGACCUCAAGUUUGACCACUUCAUCAACUACAAAGACCCCAAGUUCAAGGAGAAGCUGGAGGAAUUGACACCCAAAGGAGUGGAUUGCUAUUUUGAUAAUGUGGGUGGGCAGAUUAGUUCGGAGGUUUUGCAUAGGAUGAAUAAGCACGGGAGGAUAUCUGUUUGUGGGUCAAUUUCUACAUAUAACGACAAGGAGGUGAAAGCUGGAGUUGUGCAGUCUGACAUAGUUUCCAAACAACUGAAGAUGGAAGGGUUUAUGGUGUACCAAUGGUGGGACCGAUGGAUGGAGGGCAUCGAGCAAAACAAAAGGUGGAUCAAGGAGGGGAAAUUGAAGUGCAGCGAAACUGUGACCAAGGGUUUCGAAAACACGUUGAAAGCGUUUGUGGAUAUGUUGCAAGGUGGCAACACUGGAAAAGCUAUUGUCCAAAUUUAAAUAAUUAAAUAAACGGUUCUUCAA